Emericellopsis atlantica is the source of this 561-nucleotide messenger RNA. RefSeq names its product ADP-ribosylation factor 6. Bases 1 to 561 code for a protein of 186 amino acids. Lineage: Eukaryota; Fungi; Ascomycota; Sordariomycetes; Hypocreales; Bionectriaceae. Gene Ontology annotation, molecular function: GTP binding; GTPase activity. The transcript is spliced from 2 exons. Gene Ontology annotation, biological process: intracellular protein transport; vesicle-mediated transport. The record is from RefSeq and is a predicted model, not a curated record. Gene Ontology annotation, cellular component: cytoplasm.
AUGGGCGGCCAACUCUCCAAGAUGAUGGGCAAGAUCUUCGGGUCCAAGGAAAUGCGCCUCCUCAUGCUCGGCCUCGACGCCGCCGGCAAGACGACAAUCCUCUACAAGCUCAAGCUCGGCCAGGACGUGACCACGAUCCCCACCGUCGGCUUCAACGUCGAGACCGUCACCUACAAGAACGUCAAGUUCAACGUCUGGGAUGUCGGCGGCCAGGACAAGAUCCGUCCCCUCUGGAGGCACUACUUUAGCGGCACACAGGGCUUGAUCUUUGUCAUCGACUCGUGCGACCGCGCGCGCAUGGACGAGGCGAGGCAGGAGCUGCACCGCAUCAUCAACGACAGGGAGAUGAAGGAUAGCCUGCUGCUCGUCUUUGCAAACAAGCAGGAUCUGCCUGACGCCAUGAAACCCCAAGAAGUCACCGACGCGCUGCAGCUUUCCAAACUCAAGGACAAGAUCUGGUUCGUCGUGCCCAGCUGCGCCACCACCGGCGAGGGUCUCCUCGACGGCCUGCAGUGGCUCUCCGCCAACGUCAAGGCGCCGCCCGCCCCGGUUAAGAAGUAG